Lepus europaeus (European hare) is the source of this 4423-nucleotide messenger RNA. RefSeq names its product zinc finger protein 425 (gene ZNF425). Bases 93 to 2357 code for a protein of 754 amino acids. NCBI's taxonomy places the organism in Eukaryota, Metazoa, Chordata, Mammalia, Lagomorpha, Leporidae. Gene Ontology annotation, biological process: regulation of DNA-templated transcription. The transcript has 4 exons. The record is from RefSeq and is a predicted model, not a curated record.
CGCUGGGCUUCGGGGGCUGCCUGAGGUGCUGCCUGAGGGUCGGGGCCGAGCCGGCGUCUCCUCGCAGUGGGGCCGAUUGCUGCGGAGCCGCGAUGGCCGAGCCGGCCUCGAUAACCAUGACGUUUGAUGAUGUGGCUUUAUAUUUUUCGGAGCAAGAGUGGGAGAUCCUGCAGAAAUGGCAGAAGGAAAUGUAUCAGCAAGUGAUGAAGGCCAAUUAUGAGACCCUUGACUCUUUAGGCUGUGUUUGGUCCAAGCCGGUUUUGAUCACCUCUAUAGAACAAGGGAGAACGCUAUUAAUCAGAGAUCAGGGAAGCUUAGACAAAACAAGAAAGACAACUAGCUCUUGCACUGAUGACCUGUUGGACUUGAAGAAUACUGGAAAGCUGCCAUGUCUUGAUAACCAAGGAACUCUCAGGACAAGAGAGGAGGGAUGCCAUUUAAAUGGUCUUCAAAAACAGGACUUGUGUGCUACCUUGCCCGGAAACGAAAGAAAGAAUUUAUGUGAUCAAAGAGCUACCUUACAAUCUCCAAGUCUCCAAGAAACAGAGACUCUAAAUCAAAAAGUCCACAGCACAGCAUCUAAUCCAGACAAGAAAGAUCCAUGUCAUAAGCCUCCAGAUAUUCCAGGUCACUUGGAAAGUCUGCCUGAACCAAGAUUUUAUUCCUGCUGUAUCUGUAGGAAAGUCUUCCAGGUAAAGAAUGACCUGGUAAAGCACCAGAGGAGCCACUCCAGGAAGCAGCCCUGUAAGUAUCCAAAGCGCAAGAAUAAAUCCAGAGGGAAUUCUGAAGUCGCUUGGCCCCCAGUGUUCCUGUGCAGAAAGAAGCGAUUCCAGUGCAGUGCCUGUGAGAAGAGCUACUAUUUGAAGUGCAGUCUGAUCACUCACCAGGUUGUCCACACAGGGCAGCGGCCCUUCCCGUGCCCAGAGUGUGGCAAGACCUUCCGCUACAAAGCUGACUUGACGAAACACCUGUGUUUGCACAAAGGGGAAAGGCCAUUUUGCUGUGAGGAGUGUGGCAAGGGUUUCGUGCAGCAGUGCAAGCUCACCGAGCACCUGCGGCUGCACAGCGGGGAGAAGCCCUUCCAGUGCGCAGAGUGUGGCAGAAGCUUCCGCCUGAAGAGGAGCUUGAAGGCCCACCUCUGCCAGCACAGUGGGAAGAAGCCUUUCCACUGUGCAGAGUGCGGCCGGAGCUUUUCUCGCAAGGCAGCCCUGAAGACCCACCAGAGGACACACAGUGGAGAGAAGCCCUUUUCUUGUGACCAGUGUGGGAGGAAAUUCAUCUACAAAACUAAACUCGCUGAGCACAUCAGAGUCCACACAGGAGAGAAGCCCUUUCCGUGUCCUGAGUGUAACAAAAGCUUCCGCCAGAAGAGGAGCCUGAAAGCCCACCGGUUCCAGCACGACGGGCGGAAGCCGUUCCAGUGUCCGGAGUGUGGCCGCAGCUUCUUCUGGAGGAAUGCCAUGAGGGCCCACCAGCGUCUGCACAGCGAGGAGAAGCCGUUCUCCUGCGGGGAGUGUGGCAAGAAGUUCACCCGGCCCUCCAAGCUCACGCGCCACGCCAGGGUCCACAGCAGGCAAAAGGAGUUCCCCUGUGGCGAGUGCAGCAAGACCUUCCCUCGGCAGUCCAGGCUCACACAGCACCUCAAGAGCCACGCCACAGAGAAGCCGUUCUCCUGUGCCGAGUGCAGCCGGCGCUUCCGUCGGUGCGCGCAUCUCACCGAGCACAUGCGGCUUCACGGUGGGGAGGAGCCGUUCCAGUGUCCCGAGUGUGACAAGAGCUUCUUCUGGAAAGCCUCCAUGAGGGCGCACCAGCGGAUGCACAGGGAGGAGAAGCCCUUCGCGUGCAGCGAGUGCAGCAAGACCUACACUCAGCAUUCUCAGCUCACGGAGCACCUGCGAGUCCACAGCGGGGAGAAGCCCUACCAGUGUCCCAACUGUGACAAAAGGUUCCGUCUCAAAGGAAAUCUGAAAAGCCAUCUGCUCCAGCACAGUGGCAAAAAGCCAUUCUCUUGUGUAAAGUGUGACAAAAGUUUCACCCAGCAAUACAGGCUCACGGAGCACGUGCGAGUCCAUAGUGGGGAGAAGCCUUUCCACUGCCUGGAGUGUGGCAAGAGCUACUGCACCCGGGGCAGUUUGAAGGCCCACUUACACACACACAGUGGAGAGAAGCCCUUUCAGUGUCCAGAAUGUGGCAAAGGCUUCCUUCAGAAGAGGAGUUUAGAGACCCACCUGCACCAUCACAGCAGGGAGAGGCCCUUUUCUUGUGAUGAGUGCGGAAGAAGCUUCACAUACAUGGGGGCCCUUACCACGCACAUGACAGUCCAUGCCAGGGCAAAGGCCCCCAGUCAAGCUACAUAGCAGUUACAUAGUGACCGCCUUUAGGUGGAGCCGGCCAGCUCUGUGUGCUGUGCCUGAAGCAGAAUAAAGAAUUCACAGACUGCUGCCUACAGACAUCCUGGCCAGACGCAAUCAGGAGGACCUGGUGGCUCCUUGACAGAAGUUACAGAUAAUCUAGGCAAAGAUGGUGGAAGAAAUACUGCCCAUCAUGGAAGAAACAUUGUAUACCCAUAUGCUAGUAUAAAAGAUUUUUCAGUGCUGUGGAAGAGUGUGAUACUCUUGUUACUAAAUUGGGAACUGUGGCCUGAAUAAAGAAGUGUUACAGACUGGAACUUUUCCCCACAUCCACCUCAGCCAGCUUUUUCUUAAGUUUGUGUUGGACUCUUCAGUUUGCUCUCAGAGUAGAUUUUCAUUACCUCUCAAAUGGUGAGAUAGCAUCUGUUUCUUGGGGGAAUUCCCCUGUGUUGCUGAAAAUAAAUUUUGUUCAUCAACCCAUUUGUUAAAAUGAUUACCUAUGUGUUAUUUCCUUGUAGAGUCAUUGUAGUCACCUAAAAUGUCACCACCGUGAGUCACAAUGCUAUUUAUCUGGUCCCUCUACAUUUUUCAACAGUGUUUAUCGUUCUCAAAUACACUUCCUGUAACUUUUGGGUCUCUGGGGGUAAAUACCAAAGGAAAGAAUGUUAUUGUCCAUGGCAUCACCUCAUUUUUUGCUCUAUAGUCUAAUUUGUCACUAUGAGAAGGCAAUUUUUCAGACUGUUCUAACAAAUAUUCAUCUGUCUCUGGGACUGUCAAUCUUUAAUAUAACUCCUAAGAAAACACACAGCUUCCCUUAAGAAAUCUUUAGGGAAUCUUUAGAGGAAAAGGGUGCCACCUGUGGUUGGUAUGGUCCUAUGGAUGUGAAUUUCUUGGUGAGUUGAUGAUGCCUUUGCAUAAAGAAAAAGGUCCAUUGACCUGUGGAAAGGCACAUAUAGGCCUGAUUACAGUGUUUUUGGCAUUCUUCACCAGUGCACUUCUGGGAGCUUUUGCCUGGGGUGCAUGUUAAAAAUGCAGAUUCAUGGGAAUCUCUACAGAUGAACAAGAAUUUUCCAAGGUAGCAUUAUAUAAACUAAGCUUUUAGAACAUUGGGUUGGGGGCCAGCAGUGUGGCAUAGUAGUCUAAGCCUCUGCCUGCUGUGCUGGCAUCCCAUAUGGGUACCAGUUUGUGUUCUGGCUGCUCCAGUUCUAAUCCAGCUCUCUGCUAAGCCCUAGGAAAGCAGUGGAAGUGGCCUAAGUGCUUGGGCCUCUGUGCCCACGUGGGAGACCUGGAUGAAGCUCCUGGCUUCUGGCUUCAAAUCAGCCCAGCUCUGGCUGUUGUGGCCAUUUGGGAAGUUCCAUCCAGCAGAUGGAAUACCUUUCUCUCUGUAAUUCUACCUCUCAAAAACUAAAUAAAAAAUCUUAAAAAAGAAAAAGAACAUUGGGUGGAGGGGCAGAGAAAGGAAAAAUUAUUUAAUGUUUAUUUCAUCUAUGUGAAAGGGCAUCAGAGAAAGAGAUCUCCCAUCUGCUGGUUCACCCCCUAAAUGCCUUCAAGAGCAGGGACUGGGCCAUGCUAAAGCCAGAAGCCUGAAACUCCUGGAUCUCUCCUGUGGGUGGCAGGGACCCAAGUGCUUGGCCAUCUGCUGCCUUCCAGGAUGUGUGGGCAGAAAGCUGGGUCAGACAAGGAGUAGCCGGAAUUCAAACUGGCACUGCAGUGUGGGAUGCCGGCAUCCCCAGUGGCAGCUUAACCUGCUGCACCACUAUAUCUACCCUCAGAAAAACUAUUUUUGGAGGCAUUCUAGCCAUUCUACUGUGCGAUUUGGAUUAGGACUCUCCCUUUAGCCUUCUCUCUUGUAUUAAAGCUUUUUGUUACAAAAGUUGCUUACAUUUAGGGGGGUGUGUUAGUCUGCUCAGGUUGCCAUAACAAAAUACCAUUAGACUAGGUGGCUUAAACCACAAAAGCUUGUUUUCUUAUUCUUGGAGGAUGGAAGUCCAAUGUUAGGGUGCCAGCAGCAUUGGUGUCUGGGGAGGCUACUUCCUGGUUUAUAGACUGCUGUGUGACUGUGUCUUCCCAUA